GCAAAACCCUAACUAGCUUAAAAACCAUCGUUUAUAGGGAAGUGGUCUUGGGAGCUACUGUGAUUCGAGAUCUGCUGCAUCAAUGGCGACUGCUAAAACUGUGAAGGACGUCUCUCCACACGAGUUCGUGAAGGCCUACGCCGCUCACCUGAAGCGCUCCGGCAAGAUGGAGCUUCCAGAGUGGACCGAUAUUGUGAAAACUGGUGUGCUGAAAGAACUUGCUCCUUAUGAUCCUGACUGGUACUACAUUAGGGCUGCUUCCAUGGCUAGGAAAAUAUAUUUGAGGGGAGGUAUAGGUGUUGGUGCCUUCCGCAGGAUUUAUGGUGGGAGCAAGAGGAAUGGAAGCCGUCCACCCCAUUUCGGCAAAAGCAGUGGUUCUGUUGCUCGCCACAUCCUUCAACAGUUGCAGACUAUGAACAUCAUUGACAUUGAUACAAGCGGUGGUAGAAAAAUCACAUCCAGUGGCCGGCGGGAUCUUGAUCAAGUUGCAGGAAGAAUUGUUGUAGUUGCACCUUGAUAGGUUGUUCAUUGAUUAUGGAGGCUUGUGUUUUCACUUUCUGUAAAGCAUUUUGCUAAGCAGCGAUCUUCUAACAUUUUGUGGUUGCAAAUGUCAGCACGGUUACUAUGUUUCUGACUUCAGUAAUUUUUGCUAUUUAAAUUUUGCCCGAGUUGGAUAAGUGAGUUUUGUUUUGAUAUGGGGCAGUGGAUUGAGGUAAGAAGUGUACAUCACCUCAGAAUGCUUGCUUGAACGGUGUAGGAUGCGUCACCCUUUUUCCACAUCCUCUCAAAGAAUUUAUUCACAAGUAGUGCAAUUCACACUCCCAUUGGAGAUGCUCGUCUCUGAGUCUUAUGAUUUACUUGUCACAUGUACAAUAAUGCAUAUUGCUGCAUUGGAGAUAUCAAUCUUUGUUUUAUUAUCA
Messenger RNA from Olea europaea var. sylvestris, 920 nucleotides. RefSeq names its product 40S ribosomal protein S19-3. The transcript has 4 exons. Gene Ontology annotation, molecular function: structural constituent of ribosome; RNA binding. Gene Ontology annotation, cellular component: ribosome; cytosolic small ribosomal subunit. The record is from RefSeq and is a predicted model, not a curated record. Bases 83 to 517 code for a protein of 144 amino acids. Gene Ontology annotation, biological process: ribosomal small subunit assembly; translation. NCBI's taxonomy places the organism in Eukaryota, Viridiplantae, Streptophyta, Magnoliopsida, Lamiales, Oleaceae.